CAGCUUCGUGUAUCACUCUUAGUAAUUGUUAAAGAACGGUUAUCAUAAAUUAAAUUAUUCCCAAUUAGUUGAACUCAAAAUGGGUGUGACUAAACCACUCCUUCUUCACACACUUGCGUUUUCACUCGUUCUUGGCUGGUUUGGGCUUGGGGUGUCUGCAGUGGUCCAACUUGAGGGAUAUAAUGUUGACCCCACCAGCGUCACAGUAUCUGGUCUCUCCGCCGGUGGGGCUAUGGCGACGCAGUUUCAUUUCGCCUUUUCGUCUGAAAUAUCUGGUGCUGGAGUCUAUGCAGGGCUCCCAUACACUUGCGGAAAAGGUGGCAUCGCUGACGCUUCACAGUGCAUGUCCAUCCCCGACUUUUUCGCCCCUAUCAACAGCCUCAUCGCCGCCGCACAAGCCAUCUCCGACCAGGGAACAAUCGAUCACAUCUCAAAUAUUGCCAAUAGUUCAGUAUACGUUUUCCAUGGAACGGCUGACUUCACGGUCAAUAAAGGAAACGGUGUCAAAGUUGAGCAAAUGUAUAAUCAUUUCGGGGCAAGAGUGGAAAGCAAUCUUGGAAUGAAUGCGAAUCACGGCUUCCCCACUGACUUUUAUGGCGCUGCAUGUUCCGCCUCCUCCGCCGCAACGCAGUACAUUAACAACUGCAAUUACAACGGAGCAUUUGCCAUGUUUGACUUUUUGUACGGAGGUGGCCUUAUUCAGCCCGUGACUGGUGGGGGUCUCCCGCCCGGCGACCUGCUCGAGUUUGACCAGGCUGAGUUUAUCACUUCCGGUAGUCCAGCCUCCAUCAGUAUGGACUCGAUUGGCUUUGCCUAUAUUCCGACAAGGUGUAAGGACAGGAGUAGGACUUGCAGAUUGCAUAUCGCAUUUCAUGGUUGUGUUCAGUCCAGGACCACGGCGGGUAUUGGGGACGCUUACGCCACAAAAACGGGAUAUAUCCACGCGGCCGAGGAGAAUAAUAUAAUCGUCAUCUUUCCUCAAACUGUGGCAAUGGGGACUACAAACCCUAACGCAUGCUUCGAUUGGUGGGGUUAUCUUCACGCAAAUUUCUUAACGAAACAAGGAGCCCAAAUGGCAGCAGUACAAAAAAUGAUGCAUCGCGUUCUGGACUGUCCUACUUGUGUUCCUGUCGACCCUUCCACCACCACCACGACUCCGUCCCCCGGGGGAUCUUGUGGUCCUAACGAGGUCGUCUUUUCCCCAUAUCCGCAACCCGGCAUGUGCGAAUUUUACAUGCUUUGUGCCUGUGGGGGAAAUCCUGUACUACUGCAAUGUGCACCUGGUCUUCACUAUGACGAUGCCAUUAAGGGAUGCAAUUUUCGGCAAUUGGUCCAAUGUGAUCCUGCCUUGAGGAAUAAUAGUAGCAGCAUUUACUAGUGUUCUACAAGUCUAUUUAAUCGGAACUCAAAAAUUCCAAACCUAUCUAUUAUACACCUCCAUCGCAAUCGAUGUACAUACACUUGUUAACCAUUUCCACGCGUUUUAUUUCACCUUAGUUUGUCAAUUCAUAUUACAAAUUACAACCUUAUUAACCUUGGCAUUAAAAUAUUUAUGAAUUUAA
Messenger RNA from Folsomia candida, 1562 nucleotides. RefSeq lists its product as uncharacterized. The record is from RefSeq and is a predicted model, not a curated record. Gene Ontology annotation, cellular component: extracellular region. The transcript has 7 exons. The coding region runs from base 80 to 1378 and encodes 432 amino acids. Gene Ontology annotation, molecular function: hydrolase activity; chitin binding. NCBI's taxonomy places the organism in Eukaryota, Metazoa, Arthropoda, Collembola, Entomobryomorpha, Isotomidae.